Archocentrus centrarchus (flier cichlid) is the source of this 554-nucleotide messenger RNA. Its product is annotated as dicentracin-like. The transcript has 4 exons. Gene Ontology annotation, biological process: defense response to bacterium. NCBI's taxonomy places the organism in Eukaryota, Metazoa, Chordata, Actinopteri, Cichliformes, Cichlidae. The record is from RefSeq and is a predicted model, not a curated record. The coding region runs from base 118 to 354 and encodes 78 amino acids.
GAAAAUAUAAAGACAGCCUGUCCGACCACUCAGCAGGCAGCAAUAUCUUCAUCUCGUAGUGUUCACUUCUGUCUAUGUGGAAACAGAGUUUCAUCUGGCAUUUAGAGAGUGGAAAGAAUGAAGUGUGUUGUGGUGUUUCUUGUUUUGUCCAUGGUUGUCCUCAUGGCUGAACCUGGAGAGUGCAUUUGGGGAGCGAUUUUCCAUGGAGCUGGACAACUCAUCCAUGGGCUCAUCCAUGGAGGAAAAGAUUCAGUCAAAGAUCAGCAACAAGAUCAGCAACAAGAUCAGCAACAAGAUCAGCAGCUGGACAAGCGUGAAUUUGUUCGCCACUUUCGUCGACAUAAGUCUAACUAGAUUCAAGGCACCUCACUGGAGAUAUGUUUGGAAGGAAAAGAAAAGCUUCUUGGUCUUUAAUAUAAAAAAUAAAAGUAUUAAAAAAUGCAGCCAAUUAUUUCUUGAAAAUAUAUUUUCUGUCACUUUGCUUGAUAAAGGAAUCUUGGCACUUUUAUUUUUGUGAUUUGUCAGGUGAUUAAUAAAUUCAUAGCAUGCUGAAA